AUGGAACUCUUGCAGGAAAAUACAAAAAUCGCGCAGAAACGCACUAAAGUGGGAAGUGACGUUCCUGUUGCGACUUCUGACGAUCUCCCAGCAUCUGUUCACCGACCAAUCAAAGAAGAAAAUGUUGGACGUAAAAUGUUGGAAAAGAUGGGCUGGAAAGAAGGAGAGGGCCUAGGACGAGAGGGAGAAGGUCGCCUUGAACCUGUAACAGUCGAAGUCCGUGAUAGUCUACGAGGUCUUGGUUCGGGUGUUAAAAGGAGCAUUGAUGAUGUCGAUAGCAAAAGUUACAUCCGGGCUAAAACACGAGAGAGGUUCGAACAGCCAAAAUCGGCGGCUUCCGGUAGAGUGAAAUUCGUAGCCGCCGACUCCAAUCGACCAGAAAAGGAAUCAUCCUCAAAUUUCAACGAAAUCAAUGACAAUUCUGUUCAGAAACUUGGAAGUAGUCAAGAGUUACCGCUGACGCGGAAGACGGAAGAAUUGGAUAUUUUUGCAGAGUGA
Stylophora pistillata is the source of this 498-nucleotide messenger RNA. RefSeq lists its product as uncharacterized. Gene Ontology annotation, molecular function: protein binding; nucleic acid binding. NCBI's taxonomy places the organism in Eukaryota, Metazoa, Cnidaria, Anthozoa, Scleractinia, Pocilloporidae. The record is from RefSeq and is a predicted model, not a curated record.